This is a messenger RNA of Ornithodoros turicata, 3433 nucleotides long. RefSeq lists its product as uncharacterized. Gene Ontology annotation, molecular function: aspartic-type endopeptidase activity; zinc ion binding; nucleic acid binding. Gene Ontology annotation, biological process: proteolysis; transcription elongation by RNA polymerase II. Gene Ontology annotation, cellular component: Cdc73/Paf1 complex. The record is from RefSeq and is a predicted model, not a curated record. Bases 1150 to 2817 code for a protein of 555 amino acids. The transcript has a single exon. NCBI's taxonomy places the organism in Eukaryota, Metazoa, Arthropoda, Arachnida, Ixodida, Argasidae.
UCCGGGAAACAGCAACGACGACGAGGCAUUGGCAUCGACGGACUGCUCGUGGCGAGGUGACGAGGAAGAGAACUGAGGAACGGACUGGCAGUUCGAGCCUGGACUCGGAACGAGGAGAAUAAACCCUGAACACUCUCACGUUGUUGUCUGGUUGUAGGUCCGGGAGAGAUUUAACUGGCGCGGUCGACAGGAUCCCGACAGGAUCACCCAGCGUCACGCUCCUGGCAGGACAGAGUGUUCCGGCCAUCCUACGUCACUACUCGGACCACUCCGAAGGAGCGGCAGCUCGGCGGAUCGGACUCCUGGCCUACCGAGCUAAGGCAACGGCAACCACCGUGGGCUGCGUGGCAUCGGCUGCUGCAGCAGAAUUCUUGCAGUGGAGGACAGGUGGCGAGUCCAGGGACGGGUGAGAACCUCAAUUGAUUUUCUCCCGAAGGACCAGGUCAAUGGUGAGGACGAGGGGGAUGGAAAGGGCAGAACAGGGUAGAGAUCUCGCGCCGGAUGGGGCACAGCAGACUCCAUUGUCUCCUGGACAUAUGGAAGGGGUGACCGACUCUGAGCAGGACAGCAUGCGCGGAGACCCUGUGAGGCAGAGUAGUGGUGAGAUGGUGAACGCGACCGCUGAUCUGGGGGCGGAUCGAAGGGACUUGGAGGCGCUUAGGUUGCAGAUUGAGUUGCAAAGGUUAAGGUUGGCGACAGUGCAGACAGAGGUGCAGGCUCGUGGGGAAAGCGCGGCUGGAGGUACGCGAAGGCGCAUGGGCGAGUACGCAGCAGAACUACGGGCUACCUUGCCCCCGAUGCCCGAUCUGGAUGCCUUGGUGCCAGCAUGGUUUCGGAGUGCUGACGCGUUAUGUAAUUCCCUGGAAAUUCCUGAGUCUGUGCAGGGCGCUGUGAUCCUCCCUUUCUUGAAUGAGCGGAUGCGAGCUUUCGUGGCUUCCCAGACGGUCACAGAAAUCCUAACCUAUGGGCAGUUGAAGACGUUAAUUCUUAGAGUUAAGGCUAACGGCGAACACGUACAAGCGGUUAUUUAACAGCGCUACGAAGACUACGGACGAGUCUUGGAAUCAGUUUGCCACUAGAGUAGAGACGUUGUUGAGGUAUUACUUGGACAGUCGAGGCGUUCAGACGCUGGAUGACCUCAGGAAACUGAUGAUAUCAGACAGACUGAAGGAGGAAAUGUCUGAGGAAAUGCAAAGUGUUUUGCAGGGUGAAGUAAAUCAGUGGUUACGUCCUAGGGAACUGGUUUCAGCCGCAGAAAAUUUCGAGGAGUCGUGGCAGGAUGUAGCUGAUGCGAGAAGACGCGGUGGGGUCACGCGAGGUUAUCAGAACGGCCAUGUUAGGGCGGACAGGGAUACCGCACGACCACGUAGGACAGGGGACAGUGACGAUGGGAACCCGAGACGCUGUUUCCAUUGCGGGAGGUCCGGCCACAUGCGUAGGGCUUGCCCAGAGCUUCAGCGGGGAUCGGAGGGGCAACGGUCUCUAUCCCGAGCGGAUGGUCCACGGAGGUUAGUCGCAAAGGUCGGGUUCCAGGGUACAGACGGAACAGUGCGGGAUCGUGCGGACUGGGUGGACAUUGCCAUAGAAGGUAGAGCGGUCACAGCCAGAGUAGACUCCGGCGCGGAUGUAACGGUGGUGCACCCGAGAGAUCUACCAGCGAAGUGUUGGGCACAAGCGGGGGGUGUUGUACAGUUAAAGGGUGCUUUCGGAGCUCCGGUUGAGGCAGAACUGCGAUAUUUGGAUAUCGCGCUGAAAGGGGAGAAUAGGGGAGUGGGAGUUUCUCCUCAGUGUAGGAUCUUAUGUGCGAUUACUAGUGAGUUGUCGGAUGACGUCGGUGCCCUGAUCACGCCUCAAGAUUACGAGGAGCUCACCAGGGCUGUCCGAAGGGCCAAAUCUGAAGCGGAAGAGAUGUUCGCUAUAGAACGCCAGGUGGAUGCAGGUGCAGGGAUGACCACGAUGGGUGAGCACGUAGAAUUGGAAGACAGCGUAGCGGAGGAGUCAAGGGAAGCCGGCGCAGUUGUAGGAGCAAACAGUGUAGGGGUAACGGGCGAAUGUGCAGAACCCUCAGAUUUACAGUUUGCCAGGGAGCAACGGGAAGACACGUCCCUUUCGGACGCGUGGGAGCAGGCCCGAAGCAAGAUCCACGGCAUGCUCAUUGAGAAUGGAGUGCUCUUUCAUAUGGAAGAUGUCAAUGGUAAAAGACCACAGUCUCGGAGGGAGACAGUCUUAGAGUUAGCGCAUGACAGGCCGAUUGGAGGCCAUUUAUCAGGAAAGAAAACGCGAGCCCGAAUAAGGAGUUCCUUCUAUUGGCCAACGCUAGUAGCAGAUGUGAACAAAUAUUGCGCGAGCUGUCAUAUGUGUCAGACGUUUGCCCACCCCCGCGUAUCGGAUCGUGUUCCAAUCACCCCGCUCACCAGACCGGAACAACCGUUUCAAAUCGUGUAUAUAGACUGCAUAGGCCCGCUGGAACCGGCAUCCGCGAGAGGUCAUCGUUACGCCUUGUGCCUAGUAGACCUCUGCACACGUUGGGCCGAAGUGAUUCCUCUUAGAGCCUUAACAGCAAAAGCGUACGACCCAUGGCGGUACGUCAAAGCAGCUGAAGGGUACGAAGUACUGGACACAGAACGAGCUAGGCUCAAGCUUGAAAAUACGGUACGGUGGCGUUGUGACGACUGCAAGAUGGAAAAUCGAAGGCCGCGGGGUAAUGCCAGGAUCGUGAGGUGGUUGGACGGAAGCAUGUCAGUACAUUUGAGUUCGGAGAUAUUUCAUGUCCACAAGCAGUCAGAUUUUAGAGAGGGAAUAGGUCUGGAAGGAUAGAAAUACUCCAUUACCAGGCUUAGGCAGUUUCAGGUGGGCGACGAUCGAGCGCGAGGCGUGCGCAGUCGUGCGGGCACCCGGGCGGCUGGACACUUGGGUAUUCGGGGAAAGGACAAUGUAGCUGCAGAUUUCUUGUCGAGGUCGUGCACUUGAUUGGGCCGAGGGUUGGAGAAAUGUAUGCAGUGGUCGAGGGUUCAAUUGUAGGAAAUAACGCGUGCUCCCUGCUCGGGACGGUUGCGGGAUUUUAGUAUAACGUUAAUGUCAACUGUGUUUUGCUUUUGCUUCUUGGGGUUUAACUUUAUGUACAUUAUAUACUGGUCGUUCGUGGAACGUAUCAGUUGAGGUGCUAACCGGUUCAGGGUCAUGUCGUCUCUAAGUCCGCAGUGUCUCGUGCGCCUCAUGUGUAUUCGCCAGCCUUCAUCAGCACGCAUGAAACGUGGACACGGUUUCAUACUCGAAAGGAGGGAGGUGUCAUGUUGUCGGCUCCGGGAAACAGCAACGACGACGAGGCAUUGGCAUCGACGGACUGCUCGUGGCGAGGUGACGAGGAAGAGAACUGAGGAACGGACUGGCAGUUCGAGCCUGGACUCGGAACGAGGAGAAUAAACCCUGAACA